Rhagoletis zephyria (snowberry fruit fly) is the source of this 787-nucleotide messenger RNA. The record is from RefSeq and is a predicted model, not a curated record. Lineage: Eukaryota; Metazoa; Arthropoda; Insecta; Diptera; Tephritidae.
AUGGGCUGCGGCGGCUCCAAGGACGAUUUGGAAGAUCAGGGAGGCGCGCCGACUGAGGUCAGCGAAAAGUCGAGUGGUGGCGGUGGUGGCGGUGAAGGAGCUGACGCGGCCGCCUCUGCAGUUCCCUCUGAACGUCCGCCCUCUGCCGUGGCUGAUGCUCCCGCUUCGGGAACUGGCGCCGCAGCCACUCCCUCCGCCUCAGCCGAGCCCAAGGUGCCCUCAAAGGUGGCCGAAGAGAAACCGCCCUCCAAGGUGGCCGAGGAAAAGCCGCCCUCGAAGGUGGCCUCGAAGGAGGAAGCAAAGCAGCCACCGCCGACUUCGGCCUCUAAAUCCAAACUGGGCUCUUCCAUGGGCUCGAAGGUGGGCUCCAAGGCAGGCGGCUCUUCAGUGCUCUCCAGUGCCAGCGGCUCCAAAGUCGGUGGCCAGAGCACUCUCUCAGCGGCCAGCGGCACCGGCGGCAGCAGCUGCGCCCAGUCUGCCAUCUCGGGCGCCGGAUCGAAGCUGUCCAAGGCGGGCAGCUCCUCGGCGAUGGGCAAGUCGGCCAUCAGCGGCGCCGGAUCGGUGACGAGCGGCGCCAGCUCAGCGAUCAGCGGCUCCUCCUUUGCCGGCUCCUCGGUGGCCACCUCGGCGGUGGGCUCUUCGGUGGCCGGCUCAAAGGCUGGCUCGUCGGUGGCCGGUGCCGGCGGCAGCAAGGCAGCUUCUUCAGUGGCUGGCUCCAAAGCCGGAUCCUCCGUGGCCGGUAGCAAAAUCGGCUACUCUGAGGUGGGCGGCGGCUCCUCUAUUGCUG